AUGUCAAGUCAGUAUUGCAACCAUCUGGCCAGCGCCGAGAACAAGGCCGUCGGCUGGACUGCGCAUUGGAGUCCCGGCAAACGGGAUGAAAUACGCAAGCAUCCGGAACGCGUCGAGAAGAUAGUGACGAUCUGCAAGGUGCGAUUGGUUCUGCGGUGCUCUUUCGCGUGUCAGCUUCACAAGUUCGACCCAGCCGAUUUCGUUCGGUGGGGACUCGCGGACCCCGACGAGAUGAUCGAGGAGCUGAGCAACGCAGCACUGCCGGCGCUGCUGGUUUUCCAGCGUGCCGGCACGUCCUUCCACGAGGCUGGGAGCUUCGACCACCUCGAUCCUCAGCGCCCUACAGUGGAAGUCGAGCUUCAGCCGCCUGCCAGAGUGAAGUCCAUGUCCUUCAUGACUGGGAAGGACGUCCCCGGGCUCGACCCAGUCUGCUGGAAGGUGGAGGGUUUCGUGGCGGACAAGAAAGGAGGAGGUCGCUGGAAGCAGCUGGUCUGGCAAGACAAGCCAUAUGCCCCGCCCUUCAAGCGAGAGACUGACCUGUGCGUCGUCUUCGACGUGGAGCAUUGGCGCGUCGACAAGUCGGGUGGCCGGACUUCCAAGGUGGCGAGCCUCACGCUCCAGUCUUUCCUUCCGGUGGUGCAGGAGCGCUUGAGCUUCUUCACGGCAUCCCUUCGAAGCCUCCUCCGCUCCUCAGAGAAGUACGGCAUUCGGGCCGGCAUCGACACGCUGCUGGACAGCCACAUCGGCAACAUUCCCUCCUUGACGCAGGUCAUCCCUUGCUACAACGAGACGGUGAUCCUUAGUAAGCAGUACCUGCAAGAGGACGAUGGCUUGAACAGCAACCUGGCCUUCAUCAUCUCACAGUUCCCGGAGGAGUGGGCAUUCUUCUGCGAGCGGCAUGACUUCACACCCAAGGGCAUGCACAAUGCCUUCAUGGGCCGCGGCGACCACAUGCUUACGCCAGCGGUUAUCAUGGAGGUGCGAAUGUGGGCCUCGAUGCGCUCGCAGACAGUUGCCAGGACUGUCGUUGGCGCGAUGCAGUACCAGGAGGUGGUUGCAAUGCUGCCGAGCGUGCAGUCAGCCGAGAAUCCGGGAAAGGCUCUCGAAAGUUGCGUUGAGCUGGUCCUGGCGCAUCAGACGUAUGGAAGCAAGGCUGGAACCCCGGCGAACGACGAGUCGGUACGGUAUUUGCUUGCCAAGUACCGGCACCUCUGCUUCUUCCUGGUCUUUGACUUCGAUGCCGACAAGUCCCGGCCGGACAUCGUCACGGCCGUGAACAACUUCGUGCGAGAGAAGUAUCGCUUCGAUCGGCCCGUCCGGCAUGCGUCGGUGUUGGCGCGCUUUCGGAAGGGCGCAUACAAAGAGGACGAUUUCGAAGUGCCGGAGAGUGCUGUGGAGAUCCUGGAAGUGCUGCCCCGGUGCUUCGCACUACUCGUGGGCACGCCGGGCUUCAUGACACAGGGCAAAGCUGGCAACCAGCUUGGGGCGCUGCGCUUCUCCCGGGGUCACUUCUUGCAGAUGAUGGAUGCAAACAUGGGCGCCUUCCUCGGUGAGGCGACCAAGGUGCCUUUCAUCCUGCGACGGUUUCAACCUCACUGGACCGACAGGACAACAGUACGAGCCCGAAUCAUUGGCUUUCGAGAGUUCAUCUUCACUGAGAGCCACGGGGCUGUGGGCAGCGUCAUGGCCUCGGCCGAGUGGUCUUUCGGAACCAUCUGCCAGCGAUUCCUGGCCGGUUUAGGUGCCCGAAUGCACUACGGACAUCCGGACUUUUUGGACGGCUUCUGGGCCUCGAAUCGGGGCUCUUUGUCGAAAGCGAGCCCCGCCAUUAAUCUCUCAGAGGAUAUCUUCGCCGGUUUCAACGUGCGCAUGCGAGGCGAAGCCUCCAAGCACGUGGAUGCCCUGGCCUGGGAGAAAGGUCGAGAGUCUUCCUUCAACGCUGCCGCCCUCUUCUACACCAAGGUCAGCAAAGGCAACGUGGGCGUCAUGCGAUCCCGGGACCUGAAAGUGAUCACGCAGAACCUGAAUAUUGUUGAUAACUUCUCCUUCUACUUCGCUUCUGUGGGCUUCUACCUGAACAACCUGCUCAUUGAUGCGUCUGCCACGGUUUACGUGCUCCUGUUCAUCCUCCUGGCGCUCUCCUCGAAGUCCUUGGUCGACGUGGCCUCUUUGGACUCGAUGUUGGCCACGGAGUGGACGCUGUCCAUGGGGACCAUCGCCAUGUUGCCGAGGUUCAUGGAGUUGACCUUGGAGUAUGGGCCGCUGGAGGGUAUCCUUCGCUUCGUUCCCUCGAUCCCCGGCUGCAUGACCAUGUUCACCUUCAUCAACAAGUCCAUUGCCUCGGGUGUGCAGGAGACCAUGGUCACCGGCGAAGCGUCCUACAUAGCAACUGGCCGCCCCAACGCGAACACGCACUACAGCUGGAAGGAGUGUUAUUUCAUUCACUGUUCCAGCCACUACUAUCCGGCGCUCAGGAUCUUCAUAGGCUACUCAAUCUACGUCUUGGUGUCGCAGGCCCAGGGCUUCUCGACACUUCCGAUGAUGGUCCUGCUUGCGUCGGCGGUGAUGUGGUUGAUUGCGCCGAUACUCUUCUGCCCGCAGCCCACGCUGGCAUCUCUAGGCCAUGACUUGAGCGAGUUCUGGCAGUUUGCCAUUGCUGCGCCCGACUGGUCCGUUAGAACUCUCAGCCGGCAGCUGGGGUCCAAAGACACGGAGGAGCACCUCCGCACCGGCUUGCGAGAUCCGCGAUCCACUCUCUACGAGUUUUGGCUGCUGAAAGCUUUGGAGCACAAGAAGUUCUCCUGCUUUCAGAGGGUCGGCUUUCUCUUGUUGGAGAUACUUUGUGUGGUCUUUCUCCUUUCGGUUGUGUACAGUUCUCUGUUGGACGACAUUUGGCUAGUUAUACUUCUCUACAGUAUCCACUACCUGCUGAUGGAGAUCUGGCGACUGCUCUAUCGGCCGACAGUUCUGACGCUGCUGACGACGGUGAUGUGGCUGCUUGUGCCAGUCAUCAUUCAGAUGCCGCUGCUGAACUCGUUCUUCCUCCUCCUGAUCUUGGUAGUGACUCUCCAGGCCGUCCGGUCGCUAGUGCUCCUGCUGGUCUGGGGCGUGUUGAGGCCAAACUUGGACUGGAAGAAGAUGCCAGAGAACUCGGAAAGCGAGCGAGCUGCCAAGCAGGCGACCGCUCGACGGGUUCUUCAGUACGACAUUGCGGUGGAGUACUUGUACGUCAACCUCAUGGGCCAUCAGCUUCAUCUUUACGCUGCUUUCGCGAUUCUGCUGAUGAAUUUCGCCGUUCAGUUCGUCCUCGUUUUGCUGGAGUUGCUCUACGGGUUGCAUUCCUGGGCGCUCUUGAAUCCGCGUUUACGAAGCCGGCGCUGCUGCCAAACACGGCGGGGAUAUGAGCCAAGCUGA
Molecule: messenger RNA, 3414 nt
Organism: Symbiodinium sp. CCMP2592
Lineage: Eukaryota; Dinophyceae; Suessiales; Symbiodiniaceae
Source: the annotation of a GenBank genome assembly